Molecule: messenger RNA, 4896 nt
Organism: Periophthalmus magnuspinnatus
Lineage: Eukaryota; Metazoa; Chordata; Actinopteri; Gobiiformes; Gobiidae
Product: cyclin-dependent kinase-like 5
Exons: 19
Coding region: 305-3241 (978 amino acids)
Biological process (GO): protein phosphorylation; positive regulation of axon extension; regulation of dendrite development
Cellular component (GO): nucleus; dendrite cytoplasm
Molecular function (GO): ATP binding; protein kinase activity
Source: RefSeq, a predicted model, not a curated record
CUGUCUGGUGCAAUGAAAAUAUCCUCCUCCGUUAGUGGGUGGAUAUAUGGGCCCACUUCCACAAUUUCUGCUCCAAAACUGACUGCGUGAGUACUUUAUUUUCCCAUUAUUUGAGGAAGAACUGCAAGCUGCACAUGUGAAUAUUUUCCUUGCUCCACACUUGAAAGGUGGAUUUGAGCUGCUGAAGAGGGAAUGGACCAGAACCAGCGAUUGUCUCUCAGGAGUGGACAGCUGGCUGCCUCACUGUGUCCUGUAGGACCUCCUCUGUCUCACAUGAAUCUUCCACUGCACACCCUUUGAUUUCAUGAAGACCCCUAACAUUGGUGAUGUAAUGAAUAAAUUUGAAGUCCUUGGAAUUGUGGGUGAAGGUGCCUAUGGUGUUGUUUUGAAGUGCCGACACAAGGACACCAAUGAAAUUGUUGCUAUUAAAAAGUUCAAAGACAGUGAAGAAAAUGAGGAGGUCAAAGAAACCACGCUGCGUGAACUUAAGAUGCUGCGGACUCUCAAGCAGGAGAACAUUGUGGAGCUCAAAGAGGCUUUUCGCCGAAGAGGAAAACUCUACCUGGUGUUUGAAUAUGUGGAGAAGAACAUGCUUGAACUGCUGGAGGAGUUGCCCAAUGGAGUGCCCACAGACAAAGCACGCAGCUACAUCUUCCAGUUAAUCAAAGCUAUUCACUGGUGCCAUAAGCAUGACAUCGUUCAUCGAGAUAUCAAGCCGGAAAACCUUCUCAUCAGCUCCGAGGAUGUACUCAAGUUGUGUGACUUUGGAUUUGCACGUAAUCUCUCUGAGGGGACCGACGCCAAUUACACAGAGUAUGUGGCCACAAGAUGGUACCGCUCUCCGGAACUGCUUCUGGGGGCUCCAUAUGGUAAAGCGGUGGACAUGUGGUCAGUGGGGUGUAUUCUAGGGGAGCUGAGCGAUGGGCAGCCUCUGUUUCCAGGAGAGAGUGAGAUCGACCAGCUCUUCACCAUCCAGAAAGUCCUUGGCCCUUUGCCUCCAGAGCAGAUGAAACUCUUCUACAACAACCCUCGCUUCCACGGGCUGCGGUUCCCAACAGUAAACCACCCUCAGACACUGGAGCGCAGAUACUUGGGCAUCAUUGGUGGAGCUCUACUGGACCUCCUUAAGAACCUUCUUCUGCUGAACCCCACUGAGCGAUUUCUAACGGAGCAGAGUCUGAACCACCACGCCUUCCAGAGCCUACGGCACGUGGAGCGUCCCGGGCCGCCAACCCCCACCCCAGCCCGCUCAUCCAAGAGGAAACCCCACCAUGGAGACAACACCACCCCCAGCAGGAGCCAUGGAGGAAAGAGCUCAGGAAGUCAUCGCUCCAGCAGCAGAGAGUGCUCCAGUCUGCCGCGUCAGGAAGACCUCCAACCAAACAAUGACUGCUUCCUUAACGGAAACAUGUCUGCAGCCCUUAACCUCAGCCCCACUCUGCACCCCAAAAACUACCAGCCGUCCCUCUUCAACCACUCCACGUCCUGCAACAUGGACCUGGCCAGCAGUAACUUGCCACAUCUGCUCACCUCCAGCGAAGGCCAAAGUACAGCCGACUUUGACAUCAGCCUGGGCUCCGAUGGAUACCUCAAAUCCAACUUCCGCUCUCAGACCCGUCAUUCAUUUGUGGAGGGGAAGACCAAUACACUUCAGUCAGGGGAAAAGCACAGCCGACACUAUAUGGACACACACGGCUCUAUUCCUGCCUCUAAUAAGUUUGCAUAUCUGAACUUAUCCAAAAGUUACGGCAACCUCAGUGAUGCUAAAUCAGUGGGUAAUCUGAACGAUGUGCACCUAUAUGCAGAUGAGCCCACCUCUCGAUACUUUCCCUCCAGUUGCCUUGACCUGAGCGCGGCCCCGGGCAGCCCUGCAUCCCGCAGAGUGGACCGUCUGGGGCCCAUCAGUCGAGGCAGUAUGCGUGAUAGAGAGAGUAACACGCUGGACUCCUCGUACAGGCGCUCAUCCACGCGUCACAAAGGCUCGGAAGACUCAGAAGAACCAGGGGAGGACAGAGGCCAUGGGCACUCCCUCUCCGCCCCACACGACCCUCUGUACGGGCAAGGUUACACCAGCCCCUUCUCUUCUCAGCAACGCCCCCACAGGCAUUCCAUGUACGUGCGGCGGGACCACCAGAGGACCCACGAGGAGGGCCUCUCUGUGGGACAGGGGAUCCCCACCAGAGCCAGUAGCCUCCAGCUCCUGUCCCCACAGCUGCAGCACCGAACACUGCCUCGGCAUGCCGCCUCAUCCAGAGAAGAGGACAUGAGCAGGAGCGAACAGGCUCCCACUGAGGUCGGCCUGUAUCACGAGCAGCAGGGAGAAGAUGGCAGCUCGAGUAAAGAGAACCGCAACAUAUACAGCGAGUCAAUGCCCCGGAGGGUGGGCAGCUUCUACAGAGUCCCCUCUCCGCGCCCGGACAAUUCGUUCCAUGAUGCCAGGGGACAGAGGGCGGGGGACAGCAGCGGCUUGACAAACCACUCCAAACGUCAGCCAGCCUUCGACCCGUGGACCGGUCCAGACACUGUAGUUUUAAAUCCUGAGCCAUCCAAAGAAAAGGAGAAGCAGGGUUUCUUUAGAGCGAUAAAGAAGAAAAAGAAAAAGUCUCAGUUGAUUGAAGCGCCAGAUCGAAGACCUCCCGUCCUCAGGAAAAGUCUUUUCCCUCUGUUUAGCCCAAAGAAUCACAUAAAGCGUAGUUCGUCUGUGAGAGUUCUCCCUGUAGUGUCCUCUCCCAUGGCGCCCAACGAGGAUAGUGUCCUUCAGAAGUCGUCCAGAUCGGGACAUCAGAGCGGGCGCCACAGAUCCCGAGAUAAGAGCCGCGAGCGUGACCAGGAACGAGAGCGGGACAAGGACUGGCCACCAGAGAAACUGUCCGACUCACACUCUCCGAGUCAACCCCUGAAGUCACUGAGGAAACUCCUCCAUCUGUCCUCUUCAUCGUCCAAUCAAACUGCUCCCUCUGACAUGCGGUACCCAUCAAUGCCCAACCCCGGCUCGUCUCAGGGCGGGUUUGUGGAGAGCAGGGGUCACUCCGGGGUCAGUACGCCCCAGAUGAAGGCUCGCCAGUACCCACACCCCUCCCAGCUGGAACCUGGGUGGCACACUUCUGCUUUAGGACGUCCCGAGGGCAACCCCUAUCCCGAGCAGAUGAGCAUUAAAGCAGGGCAGAACGGGCACGGUUUCGGGCGGCCCUCUCGCUCCCGGAUUCCAAACUUAAAUGACCUAAAGGAGACAGCUCUGUGAUUUAAGAUCUCUGCUCCACUUUCUCUGCCUCCUUUUGUUGCUCCUACUCACUCCUUGCAUAACACCACACCUGCCGCACACACAGCAGUGAUGCCAAACACUUGCUUGCUAAAGGUCUAGUACAGGCCUUGGUAUGUCUUAAUUUUUUAAAGCUUCCAUGUUUGAUAGACUUUAUAUUAUUAUGUAAUUCUGAUUAUAAUUUGUACUAUAAUUAUAAAUAUAUUGCAGAUCAAAUAUAUAUAUGGAUAAGGUAAAGUAUAGAUUUGUGUAAGUAUUUUUGUUUCUAUGGAUAGAUCUCUGGUACAUUUUAUUAUGUAGUCUUUAAUAUAGGAACCUAAGGCAUUUUAACACAGCCACUUUAACAUUGUUUAAGUCAGUAAUGUUGGUAACUGUGUUCAUCUCACCAGGGUUCUAGCUGUUGCCUUUGGUGGUGUAUGAGUGAGAGGAAUCACUGUAGUGCAAUUAAUACUACACUUUUAAGGGCGUGUUCACAUUUGUCCUGGUUUGGUCCUAGUUUAAGCUCAGUUUGAGUUGUAAUGCAGAAGGUCUUGUUCUAGCCCUGGUUCAGUCUUGGUUUAGGUCUGGGGUGAGACCUAGUUCAGUCAAACGUUUUAUGUGGUGAUUGAGCAAGUGUGAACAUACCCUAAAUGCUAAACUAAGAGGUCUAUUUAGGUUAUUUAUGACUAUUAUCAAUGCAGCCAUUUUAGAAACACUGGUGCCAUAACCUGAGAGAAAAUCUAAGCUACAGCGCCCUCUGUAAGACAUUAACAGGCAUUACACAUUAGAGCUAAUAAUGUACAGUAUUAUUUUCUAUACAGUUGUUAAAUUUAAAUUACAGUGGAGCUGACUGUCCUUAAGAUACUUUUGGUACAAUUUAAAUCAUGCAAUUCAGACAUGAACAUCAAUUCUAUGUGAGAGAGUAUAAAGAUAAUACAAAGAAAAAUAUCUAUUAUGUUGCACUGCUUUAAGUAAUUAUUUGUCAUAAUUGAAGGUUUGGUUGGUGCUGUAUCCAAACGAAAUGUUAUGAUACAUUUACAAAUAUAUUUAUUUUAACUGCUGUAAAGAUGUUAUUUAUUUCAUGUCUUUAAUAUUGUGGUCUUUAUGAGGUCAUUUUUACAGCAGUUAGAAGAAGACAAAGCCAUUCUGGAUGUAUCACUUCAUUUCAACCAGUCAGGCAGACAUUUGGGAUACUUUGUGUGAAGAAUAUCACAUUGAGUGCCAUGAAUGAACAUUUUGCGUGGAUCCUCUGUAGUUUUAUUGUUGCACUUUGAGAAGCCUGUGUGGCAGCAAUAUCAAUAUGACUUUGUACAUUUUUUCCUGAUCAUGGCAAUGACUGGGAAACAAGUUUAUGGAUUUAUGACGGGACAGUUACUAUGAACUUGGACUCACAUUACGAGUCUCUAUGGAUCCUGUUUUUUUUGUGGAAGGAGCACUGUGUAUUAUAUUAAUACUGCUGUGACUACUGUUAUUGGUAAUGUUUAUAACAGAAAAUGUUUAAUUGAAUCAAGUAUGAAGUUUGUGCUUUAUUACAGACACAAAUUAGUAGCAUAGUCAGUGUUUCUGCUUAUUUUUCUUUGGGACAAAGCAUUUUCAUCAAAACACAAUAAAAUGCUCAUGAGUUUUAGAACAUUUAUGUUUACAUGUAACAGUGAACC